This is a messenger RNA of Toxoplasma gondii ME49, 2239 nucleotides long. RefSeq names its product transcriptional elongation factor FACT80 (gene SSRP1). NCBI's taxonomy places the organism in Eukaryota, Apicomplexa, Conoidasida, Eucoccidiorida, Sarcocystidae. Bases 606 to 2225 code for a protein of 539 amino acids. Gene Ontology annotation, molecular function: DNA binding; nucleosome binding; histone binding. The record is from RefSeq and is a predicted model, not a curated record. Gene Ontology annotation, cellular component: FACT complex; nucleus. The transcript is spliced from 12 exons.
GGAUUCCCUGGUUUUCUUCGAUUUCUUGUCUUCUUCUCAAGGCGCCUUCCCCUUUGCUGUCGCAUCCACAGAACCACACUGUCGCUCCUUCUCUGCUCCUUCGCUACGGCAGCCUGCUGUUGCGCGUCUUUUUUCCGCGAGAUUCUCUCGGGGGAGGCUCUUCGUCUUCGCCGCACAUUUCCCCUCGCCUUCGCCCCUCUGCUUCUCGUUUUCUCCCGUCUCUCUCUUUUCGCUUUGUUCUUCUGCUGUCUCCAAGUCUCCCCUCUGCUCUCUGAGCUUUUUUCUGGCCGUCACGCGCGCGUUCUCCAUCUUUCUGAGGUGCUGGUGUUGUUUUCUGUCUCGGUUUUUCUGCGUCACUUCGCCUCGCCCUCGUCUUCUCCUGUCCGCAUUUCUCGUUUCCUCCGUUGACCUUUUCCUUCUCACUUUUCUCUUGACGCGCACUGUCCAUUCCCUUUCUCUCCUCCCUCUGUCUUCCCUUCAUAGUACGCCUGUGUCGCGCUGCGGAGCUGCUUCCUCGGGCGUCUCUCUCGUCUCUCUUCUCUGCAGAUCUUCUCUGCCCUCCUUGUCCGUCUUCAAGAAUUCCUCUUUCUCCCGCUCCUUCACUCAUGGCCGAAACCGCGGACGCUCCAGCGGCGGCUCCGCUCCCCGCGUCGGCUCCGCCUGGAGGCUCAGCAGGUCCUGCAAUCGCUCUCGGCAACAUUCGAGGCUUUGGGCGGAACGAUAUUGGACUCUUCAAGAUGAGUGGAGACUUGUUUGGAUGGAAGAAUCGGAAGACUGGGAGCGUUCACCAGUACAAGGCAGCAGACAUUGUCAGCGCGUCUUGGAUCAUGACUGGUUUCGAUGCCUACCAGCUCCGCAUUCUCCUCGGUCCCCACAAGAACGACCUCAUGGUUCGCUUUGACGGCUUCCACGAAAAGAAUUUUGCGGACCUCAGUCGACACUUUGACGCCCACUUCAAAGUCAAGCUUCAGAGGGGCCAGCAAGCCUACCGAGGCUGGCACUGGGGAGACGUCAAAAUGGAAGGAAACAAUCUGCAGCUGACAGUCGAUGGAUGUGCAGCGUUCGACAUCCACGCACAGGAAAUUGCUCAAGUGACGACGCCGUCGAAGAACGACCUGGCGAUAGAACUCAUUCAAGACGAUACUCGAGAUCAACAAGAAGACCAGCUCCUCGAGGUGCGGUUCUACCAGCCUUUUGCCGGCGACGACGACGCCGAGGGGCCUCUGCAGCAGCUGAAGCAGAAACUGGUCAAGAAAAGCGGCGUCGCCGAGACCAAGAUGGACAGUGUAGCUCUGCUGAACGAUGUGCCUCUCUUGGUACCGCGCGGACGCUACGAAAUCGACAUUGGCAGGCGGGCGCUCAAGUUUCACGGGAAGUCCUACGACUACACCAUUCAGUACAGCAGCAUCAACAGGAUGUUCCUCGUUCCACGACCAAAUUCUCCACAUGUCAACUUUAUUCUCUCACUGGAAAAUGCAAUGCGUCAAGGACAAACGUCAUAUCCCUUCGUCGUCAUGCAGUUCGACAGCGAGAGUGUGCACAGCGUAGAUGUAAAUCUCGAGCCGGCAGAGCUGCAGCAGAGAGGCCUUGAAAAACUCAUUGAAGGAAAAACUUUCCACGUGGUAACAAGGCUCUUUCGCGCGUUGGUGGGGAAGAGCGUCAUUGUUCCGGGAGACUUCAAGAGUGUGAAGCAGCAAUUCGGAAUUGCAUGCAGCUACCGAGCUCAGUCCGGACACCUGUACCCUCUCAAUCGAUCGUUCCUCUUCAUCGUCAAACCCGUCAUAUUUAUUAGAUACGACGACGUUGUCAGCGUUGAAUUCAGUCGCACGGGAGCGAGCACGACAAAUCGUUUCUUUGCGUUCACAGUUUCUGUUCGAGGUGGCGGCGAAUACGAAUUUACCUCCAUCGACCGAAACGAAUACAAGCCGCUGGUGGACUUUCUGAUGGAGAAAGGCAUUCGCAUCAAAAACAUGGAGACUCCGGAGCCUUCGCGCGGAGGCGCUCUGGAGGCAGCCGACCUGCCUUCGGACGACGAAGACGACGACGACUAUGACGAAGACGACUCCGACUCAGAGGACGAAGAUUUUCAGGAAGACGACGAAGACGACAACGCGAGCGAAUCGCCUUCCGAGGAAGAGGAGGAGGACUCGAAGGAGUCCAAGAAAAGAAAGAAGAAAGAAAAGAAAUCGAAGAAGGAGAAGAAGAGAAAGAAGGAGAGAGACUAGGCGGACGAGGAGAA